Messenger RNA from Centropristis striata (black sea bass), 798 nucleotides. RefSeq names its product transmembrane protein 240-like. The record is from RefSeq and is a predicted model, not a curated record. Lineage: Eukaryota; Metazoa; Chordata; Actinopteri; Perciformes; Serranidae. The transcript is spliced from 4 exons. Bases 324 to 758 code for a protein of 144 amino acids.
UGAGGGAAUUCGAAUUAAAUGUUAUCAUCACGGCAGCUGGUAAAAGUUACCAUAACAGCUUGUUUCGUUAAUAUUAAGCAAAAAAAAACAUCGAUUUGUUAAACGACCUGUGACUGGGGAAAUCCAUCAGAGACUGCUCCACAGCGCCGUGAGACGGCUGAGCAGGAGGAGCCCCGCUGUGUGUUGGAGAGCAGUGAUGUGUAAGCGAACUGAUGCUGGACCUGAAGGCACCAUAGUUCAGAUUUUUUCCGGAUAUUAAACACAUUAACGCUUUUCAGUCGAGUGAAUCGAUAGCAGAUAAGGUUGCGACUUUUCUGACGGACAUGAACGCGCUUUUUGACAGCAUUCACAACUUCAUCCUCCCGUUACUGCGAGGAGAGGAUGGAGUCUGUGCCUGCACAUGUGGACGGCAUCAAGACUAUCAUGUCAUUCCAUAUGAGGAGGAUCAGUCCGUGGUGGAUUUCAGAGAAAACUCAGUUUUGGGAGACGUCAUGACCCGGCAGGAGGUGAACAUGCUAACUGGACUGGUUUUGGGUUUCUGCAUCAACUUUUUCCUACAGUGGCUGGAUAGGAUGUGGCUCUCAGGGCUCAAACACUGGAGGCUAUAUCAAACAAAUGAUGUGGGUUUCUGGUCGUGGGUGCCUAAAUUCAGAAACACAAGAAAAAAAGUCACGCUCUUAGAUCCAAACCACACGGAGGACUCCAGGAGGAACACGCUGCAGGAGCACACUGCACAUCAGUCAAGUUACCUACCAUAAUUGUUAUGACACAGAUUAAAAUUUGGAUAAAAUUCAGAAC